Molecule: messenger RNA, 1257 nt
Organism: Enterobius vermicularis (human pinworm)
Lineage: Eukaryota; Metazoa; Nematoda; Chromadorea; Rhabditida; Oxyuridae
Source: the annotation of a GenBank genome assembly
CAUGGAAACUGACGACCAGGACGCUUUUGAGACAACAGCUGAUGGACAGCUGAAGAAACCGUCACGUUUGAAUUCUGAUUACAUUGAUUCAGUUGUUCUUCUGCUGGUACUAAUUGUCGGUGUUCCGCUUAACCUGAUUGCACUGUUUCGACUACGUAAACAGUAUAUAACCGGUAAAAUUAGCAAUCGAACUGGGCAAGAUGAAACUCGAAUUGGUUAUUUAAUGCUCAAAAUUCAAUUAACUGUUGUCGAUCUCCUACUUUUGAUCUUUUAUAUACCACCAAAACUUUUGUGGCUUUACUAUUAUGAAUGGCCUUUCGGAAAAUUCACAUGCAAAUCUGUUGUCUAUCUAUGGAUGUUUGCACAUCAUUUGAUGUCGUUUGCGAUUAUGAUUAUUGCAAUCGAUCGAGCAAAAACAGUUUGGAAUUUGAUGAAAAUUAAAAUUAAAGGGCGAUUUCCACGGCCAAAUUCAAAAAUCAGAUGCAUUAAAGUUAUGAUUACCCUAACUUAUGUAUUAGCCGGAAUAUUGUCGCUGCCUCAGUGGUUUGUCUGGUCAAGCUAUACUUUUGGUAACUGGUCUCAGUGUACCACAAUGUGGCAAGCAGCUAAAGCAAGAGAUUUUAGCGAAAAAAAAGAAGAUUGGAAGUAUUUUUUUCAAUGGGAAACUGUCUACAGUGUUGCGCAUCUACUGACCAUGUUCUGGGUGCCGUUCCUAAUAGUUGUCAUAUCUUAUGCCUGUGUUGCUGCGUGCCUAUGCUUUUAUUCAUCUACUCCAAAGACUGCCACUCUUGUUACUCAAGGAACGCAGGAUACUGAAGAAAGGACUCAAAUACUGGUGGAAAGCGGCACCAAAAGCGAAAUCACACAAUCUGACUCCGAAAAAGAGCAAGGCUUAUCAUCUUUUAUUCUGCUGACUGAGGUUGUUUCAAACAAACACUAUAGCUCAAAAUUAGUUUUAGGUCGGUCUAAAAGCAUACCUACCUGGCAAGCUACAAUGCGAAGUCGGUUAUGCCACACAAGCGCCCAGGUGAUUAUUGCCUAUUUGGUCUGUUGGCUUCCCUACAACCUCAUACAAAUCUCAGGGUAUAUAAAUACUGAUGUUGCAAUUUUUCUAUCUGUUCGCUUUGACAGCAUUUUUAAGCUUUUUGUUUUGUUUAAUACGUUGGUAAAUCCAUUUAUUUAUGGCUUUCGUGUUGAUAUUUGUUUCUCAAAAAUUAGUCUUAAAAAAUAUAUUUUUUUCAAGCGUAAUUGCUGAUC